Acanthamoeba castellanii str. Neff is the source of this 1236-nucleotide messenger RNA. Its product is annotated as serine/threonine kinase. The coding region runs from base 1 to 1236 and encodes 411 amino acids. The record is from RefSeq and is a predicted model, not a curated record. The transcript is spliced from 6 exons. Gene Ontology annotation, biological process: protein phosphorylation. NCBI's taxonomy places the organism in Eukaryota, Discosea, Longamoebia, Acanthamoebidae. Gene Ontology annotation, molecular function: ATP binding; protein serine/threonine kinase activity.
AUGGGAGGCAAGGGAUCGAAGGGUAAGAAGGCGGAGGGAAAGAAGGACAAGAAGAAGAACAAGGGAAAGGAGACAGCAGACGAUGGAUCGGUGAAGGCAUCGAGGGAAGAUACCGCGGCCGAGAGCAACAAUGGGAAGGAAAGUGGCGAAGGGCCAUCAAGGAAGUUGUCAGACGACGAGCUCGACCCCUCAUGGAACGAUACGGUGCUGUUCUCGACAGACAAGGGCAAAGUCACAAAAGAUGAUUUCGAGCUGCUCACCGUCAUUGGAAAGGGAAGCUUCGGUAAGGUGAUGCAAGUCAAGAAGAAGGAUACGGGGGAGAUAUUCGCGAUGAAGGUGUUGAGGAAGGAGGCCAUUCGAGCGAGGAAGCAGGUGGCGCACACCAAGGCCGAGAAAUCGAUCUUGCAGAAGAUCCAGCACCCCUUCAUCGUCACGCUGCACUACGCCUUCCAGACGGACGACAAGCUGUAUAUGAUCCUCGACUACAUCAACGGCGGUGAGCUCUUUUUCCAUCUGAAGAAGGAGGGACGCUUCCCCGAGCAUCGUGUGGUGCUCUACGCUGCCGAAAUCGUUCUCGCCCUCUCGCAUCUUCACUCGCUCGAUAUUGUCUAUCGCGACCUCAAGCCCGAGAACAUUUUAAUUGACUCAGAAGGCCACAUUGUCAUCACCGACUUUGGCCUGUCCAAGGAAAUCAAUCCCACCGAGGGCACACAGACCUUCUGUGGCACGCCCGAAUACCUGGCCCCUGAAGUGCUGAAGGGCCAAGGCCAUGGCUGUGCGGUGGAUUGGUGGAGCUUGGGCACCCUCAUGUAUGAGAUGCUUACUGGCCUGCCGCCGUUCUACUCGCAAAACAUCAACAUCAUGUACCAAAAAAUUUUGAACAGCGAACUGCGCUUCCCGAGCUACGUCUCCAGUGAGGCCCAGUCCCUCCUCGACGGGCUGCUCACGCGCGACCCGACCAAGCGGCUGGGCACAAGCGAUGCGGCCGAGAUCAAGAAGCACCCCUUCUUUAGAAGCAUCGACUGGGAUAAACUGUUCAAGAAGGAGGUUGAACCUACCUUCAAGCCCAAGGUCAAGUCGGAGGCCGACAUCAGUCAGAUCGACCCUGUAUUCACGUCUGAGAAGGCGGUUGAUUCCGUGGUCGAGACGUCUGAACUUGCCAAGACCGCAGAAGGCGACAAUGACGACUUCAACGGCUUCACCUACGUCGCUCCUACAGUCAUGGGCGCCGACUAG